Molecule: messenger RNA, 954 nt
Organism: Acanthocheilonema viteae
Lineage: Eukaryota; Metazoa; Nematoda; Chromadorea; Rhabditida; Onchocercidae
Source: the annotation of a GenBank genome assembly
AUGUGGUUAUCGCAGCACAUCCUGCAACUUAUACAACAUACUUGUCAACGAGAGCUUACUUUUUAUACCUCAUUAACUUUCUACAGUGGACAGUUUUUGCUGAUUAGGAAAUCGGAAUGGUUUAAACUUGUCAAUACGACGCAUGGUAUUAAUGUGGUAAAAUUUUUGCAAUAUCUCUGUUCAGGAAAUAUUGAUGUUCCAUUAGGUUCUGUGGUUUACACUGGCAUGCAAAACGAAAAAGGCGGUUUUGUCUCAGAUUGUGCAAUAUCUAGACUGAAAGAAAACCUAAAUUCCACAAUAUUUUGCAGAUUUUUCGCUGCAGUACUCUCCGUACAGCAACUACGAUUCCAUCUAUGGUUAAAGAAGUGGUUGAAAAAGUUGGGACAUAAAGUUUAUAUUGGAAGUGUUACCAGGCAUUAUGCUGUAUUGGAUGUUGUUGGACUAAGCUCGCGAGCUUUAAUGGAAAACUCACAGGAGAAUCAAUGUCCAGAUGUAGCGCAAAAUGUUUAUAUGCAUUUGAUGGAACGUGGGAAGGAAUACGGUGUUACGCAUGCAGAGUCUGUCGUAGAAAAACUUUUAAUCUUUCUCUGUUUUUAUUUAGCAGCUAUUUGCAACUUAUUGUUCUUUAAUAGUCGUAUUAAAGUAUUAUGCUUUGAAACAGUUGCGAUUGAAAAAUUCUUUGUUUGUUGGGGUCAAGAUAUUUCUACGAAUGUAACAUUACUCGAGUGUGGACGUACAUAUCGUGUUGAUUUUAAUAAAGAUUUUAUUGGGAAAGAUGCAUUAUUAGGGCAAAAAUUAAAUGGCAUUCACAAGCGAUUUGUUCAGCUAUUCGUGGAUAAUUAUGAUUUAGACCAUGACCCAUGGCCACAAGGUGGUGAUUUAAUUUACAGAUAUGGCGAACCAGUCGGACGUACGACUCAGCUAGUUAUGGAUAUACUCUUAAUUGUCAGAUAA